Molecule: messenger RNA, 3297 nt
Organism: Bactrocera dorsalis (oriental fruit fly)
Lineage: Eukaryota; Metazoa; Arthropoda; Insecta; Diptera; Tephritidae
Exons: 5
Coding region: 2509-3294 (261 amino acids)
Biological process (GO): regulation of transcription by RNA polymerase II
Cellular component (GO): nucleus; transcription regulator complex
Source: RefSeq, a predicted model, not a curated record
UGUACGAGCCAGUAUUGAGGAGACUCCAUCGACAUCGAGUUAUCGCCGCUCUCAGGAAUUAGACAUCUCUCGCACCACUCUCCGACGCAUAAUUCAUAAAGAUUUGAAGAUGUUUCCAUAUAAAAUUCAAAUGGCACAAAAACUAAACCCAGCUGAUUAUCCGCGACGCCUUAAUUUUGGCAAAUGGGCCAUCGAAAUGUCUGAAAACGAAAAAUGGUGAUGUUGACUGGCCACCGAGAUCACCAGAUUUGACGCCACCAGACUUUUAUUUGUGGGGUUAUUUGAAAUCCAAGGUAUACGCUAAUAAGCCAAAGACCUUAGCUCAACUAAAAGCCAACAUUCGACGUGAAACAGCCGCCAUAUCAUCCGAAACAUUGGCCAAAGUCAUGGAAAAUGUCGAAAAAAGAGUGCAUUUAGCUGUCAAAGCUAAAGGUGCCCAUUUACGCGAUCUAAUUUUUAAAUAUUAGCUGAAACAAAUCCCCUUGGACCAAAAUAAAUUAUUUUUGAAAUGAACAAAAAACAUUGUUUUCUUUUGUUCUUUUUUUUUGGCCUACCCUGUAAGUAUGUAUGAUGCUAUUUGAACGAUUCUUGUUUUUGUAGAACAAUAUUUAUACUUUUUGCGGGUGACAUAUUUACAUGUGUACACAUAUUUGUAUGUUGGUUGUGUAUACAUACAUGUGUGUACGUAAAUAUAGAGAAGCGCGCGCAUUUCUAUAUUACUGAUAAAUGAUAAUAUCUUGAUUUGAAAUUGAUUUGUACUUGCAUACAUACCUGCAGAAUAGAUGCGUAUGAAAGUUUUAAAUGAUAAGAGGUGUGAUUUACAUAUAUUAUUAUUGUAAUAUAUUAUGUUUUUAGGAUAUUACGAUAAUAUAUCACAUAUAUAGCAUAUAUACAUGAAUAUGAAAUUAUAUUAUAUUAUCAAAGUUAAGAAAUAUUUAAAAAUUAACCGUUAUUCACACAUUAACUACAAAUAUGACCUUGAAAUAGCAUAAUUUCAUUACAAUAUUAUCAAUUUUGCAUAAAUUCACAAAAAUUCGCAAAAUGAUAUUCAUAUCAAUUGAUAUGAUUGCAUGUAAACGUAAAAAAUAUAAGCAAAAGAGCAACACACAUACGUCUGUAAUAGCAAUGUAUAUUUCUGAGCAUAAUUUUCAUUGAAUGCUCAGCUCUGUUCGCUCAGCACUGUUAACCUUUCCCCUUCUCAGCCAAAAGUGGUGAAAUCCACUAAUAGGAUUUUGUUAGCUCUUGACAGUUCACACGCUUGUCCGCAAUUGGACCUUCUCUAUAUUAUACGUUCUCUGGUACAUAUACCGCAUAUUUCAUCGUUAAAUUUGGCGCAAUUCCUCCAUGAAAACAUACAUACAGCAAAUACUCAGCCAAAAAAAGCAUGCAUAUGUCUAUUGUAAAUACAUUUUCAUAGCUUUUACUUCAUUGGCUGUCUCUUAUUUGUAUAUAAGCAUUACUUUUCUCAUUGAUCACUGAAAAUGCUCAAUUCUGCUAUUUUCGACGCUCCUGUUAAAUAUUGGUGAAUCCGCUUAUAGAAAACAGUUCUCCUGAUUUUGAGGUGAAAUCCACUAAUAGAAAAGAGUUCCCCUCCAAAAAAUGAAAUAUCGUAAGUUUGGCAACGCGGUGGACCUUCUCUAUAUUAUACGUUCUCUGCUCCAAGCUGUGCCGAAAAAAAUAAACGAAUGGCCGCCUAUUGUCACCGCUUCCCUUGCCGCUGCAACAGCUUUGCCAACAAAUGUGAGUAAAUAUGUAUGUAUGUAUACGUAUGGGCGUGAAUACAUAUCCACGCAGAUUUUUGCGAGUCACGGAAAAAUAUUUAGAAUGGACAAAUAUUAUAAAUCUACAACUGCGUUGUUGCCACUUUUCUCACGUCUUUCUGUGAAGAAGCAUCAGAAAGUUGUUCAAUUUAUGAUUUUUAGCUUUUGAAAUCGUCGCGAAAAAACGCUUCUAGGCAAAGGCAUGCUCGGGGAGAUGUUACGGCGUCUGUUUAUAUGAAUGAAGCGAGGUCGCUUGUGGCAUAUGCGCCUGCGUUUAUGAAUGAAAUCGUUUUUGUUGUAAAAUUUACUACAUUUGGGCUUCGCCAAUUCGGCUGCCAUAUUGAAGCUGUAAACACAAAACGACGACAGGUCGACAACGACAUCUGUCAAAUAUUACACACGUUCUUAUGGACACUUAUUUUGACAACGACACGAAAACACGACUGUAGGCCGACAGUUGUCAUUCUCGCUAAUUCCUAUUUUCCAACGACAGUAGAACGACAGUAGAAUGAAGAAGAGAGAUGAGGAAGAGUGGUGAUGCCACUAAUAUGUAAAAUAUAAAAUUAUUCACAUCUAUUACAAACUUGACGUUAUUUUACAAAUAAAAGCAUAAAAUAGCUCUAUUUUAUCAUUUGUAAUAACAAUUGAUAAUUUAAAACAAAAAUAUAUACCUAUUUACUUAUUUUUUGCAUAAAAAAUUUAACUUUUAACAAAAUAUUAAAAUUUCAUUGAAGUGCAAGGUAUUAGUAUGGCCACAACGAAAUUGUGUACAUGCAAAAUGGACAGCUGCGUUGUUUUGUGUACAUGCCGGCCAUUGUUUUGUGUACAUGCCGGCAAUUGUUUUGUGAUAUUUGAAGUGAAUAGGUCUACUUGCGAUAUAAAUAUGGACGACGAAAUUUUAAUUGAAGAAGUGAGAAAUUGCCCAUUGAUAUACGAUAUCUCGAACGCAGAUUACAAGAAUAUCAGAAAAAAAGAAAUGGCGUGGAAAGAAAUUUCUAAAAAAACAAGGUUGAGCGAAUUUGAAUGCAAAAAUAGGUGGAAGAGUCUCCGUGACUGCUACAAAAGAUGCAAAAGAAUGGAGCAAAUCGCUUCCGGAAGUGGCCAACAAACUCCCCGGAGAAAGUGGCGAUAUCUGGAGGCGAUGGCCUUUAUGGAAACAAUUCCAAAUUCAAGGCAUACUAUUAGCAGCAUAAGCGAGGAGGUCGGGAGAAUUAUUGAACCAUCUUUGGAGGCAUCGACAUCUUCGUCGACAAUGGAGACCGCGCAGCCGACGUCUUCGAAUAAGCGUGGACAGAAGAAAAAGAACGGUGAAGCGUUGGCGAAAUUCCUUCAAACGGCAGGCGAGAGCAUAAGCACUAUGAUAGAUGAAUCGCGAUCGCGGAAAACUGAUACGACAGCACAACAUUUUGCUUCCUUGGCUGCGAAGAUUUCGGAAGCCGGUCUUCCUCAAGAAAUGGUCCUACAUAUCGAAGCAAAAGUGUCGGCUUUAGUAUUCAAAGAAAUUAGCGAUUUUUAUUCAGGGUAUUUGGGUUAGUGA